Molecule: messenger RNA, 1065 nt
Organism: Cimex lectularius (bed bug)
Lineage: Eukaryota; Metazoa; Arthropoda; Insecta; Hemiptera; Cimicidae
Product: AN1-type zinc finger protein 1-like
Exons: 3
Coding region: 61-903 (280 amino acids)
Cellular component (GO): cytoplasm
Molecular function (GO): zinc ion binding
Source: RefSeq, a predicted model, not a curated record
CCUUUAAAGUGACAUGUCCAGGUCCUGUCCGAUCGGGUCCUGGAGGUCUUUUUUAGUGAGAUGGAAUUUCCAAAAACGGGUGCCCACUGCUCUCAUGAAGGGUGCAAUCUACUCGAUUUUUUGCCCUUCCCGUGCGGAAUCUGUAACAUGGUGUUCUGUAAAGAUCACUCCAUGCCAGAGAAGCAUAGGUGCUUGCCUCAGCUAGAGGACCUCGCCAUAGAUAAGGAGGUGUUGGAGAAGAUUCCGAUGUAUCCGUGCAAUAGUAGCGGCUGUCGGAUAAGAGACCCGAUUGAGAUGCCAUGUGUCGUAUGUCGCCUUCACUUCUGCCUUUCGCACAGGCACCACGGCUGCCUUGAUAAGACACCUUCCCAGGAAAAGCGCGACAAGUACAGGGCACCGAGGGAGCAGUUCAGACUUGCCAAGGCAGAAACCGAUAGAAAAGUUCAAGAGAGGCUGAAAACGGCAAAGAACAGAGCUCUGGCAAACAAAAUCAAACUGAUGAAGAUUAAAUCAACGGCAGUUGGUGACAACCACGUCCCGACCAUGGACAGAGUCUACUUUUCAGUUGCUCCACCCAUCCUCACUAACACAAUAAGUCAACACCGCAAUUUCUUCGUCUCAAAGCACUGGACCCUAGGAAAAUCGAUAGAAAUGUUUGCAAAAAAGUUCAGGGUCAGAGACGGUUACGACAAUCUCGAAGAGCCCAAGCUGCGCAUCUUCGACUUGGAAGGGAUGCCAGUGCCGGGCUUGACAGGAGAUACAAUAAGCGAGCUCAUACAAAUCGGUGUUAUUAUGGAUGGGGAUUCCCUUAUACUGGAAUAUGUGCCAGCGAUCGAAAAAGACAACGAUUUGUACGACAGGCUGACCGAUAAAACACUUUUAGACAGGUAUAAAUUUGCAUAACACUGAUAUGAUUUGUUAAUUUUGUAUUGACUGAUGUGAUAACUAUGAAGAUCUUUAUGUAACGGAUGGCUCACCAAUCACAUUUUUUCCUGAUUAUAUGCAAAUAUUUUUAUAUUUAAACUUUUUAAACACAAAAUAAUAAAAUUUAAGUGCAAUAAAAUG